GUCUAAAAUCCAAAAGCAUUAAUGAUCUGGUGAAGGUCAUCGUAAGAGAGCAAUUUAAAGUCUUUCAGAAUGACGUGCAAGAGACUGUGGCGCAGCUCUUCAAGACUGUAUCAAGUCUAUCAGAGGACCUGGAAAAUACCAGGCAAAUAAUUCAACAAGUGAAUCAGUCCGUGGCUUCAAUAGCUGUCCAGCAAAAGUCUGCUUUAAUCCAGGAAAAUAAGCCCACUUUGACUGAUAUAAUAGACCUAGAGAAUCGCAUUGUUAAUGUAAGGCAAGAAAUGGCCACUACAUGUGAGAAGCCUGUUAAAGAACUAGAAGCUAAGCAAGCUCGUUUAGAAGGUGCUCUAGAACAAGAACACAGGAGGGUUGUUCUGUAUUAUGAAUCCCUAAAUACAACUCUUGCUAAAAUGAAGGAAGUGCGCGAGCAGCUUUUAUCUCCUGAAAGAGAGUCAGACAGGGAGAAUGCUACCUCUGCAGAGACAGUCAGCAACAACGUCACCUCAUCCAUGGCUGUUCUGUAUGAGAAGGUAAGCAAGCAAGGUUUGAUGUUGCUGCAAAUAUUUGAUUAUUUUCACACCCAAGACAGCAAGAUUAACAAUCUCACCUUCAGAUUGGAGAGGGAGAAAGAAACCAUCAGGAGCGAAUGUGAGGACAUGCUAGCUCAGUGCAGACAUGACUUUAAAUUUCAACUGAAGGGCACAGAAGAGAAUUUACUGGUGUUAAACCAAACACUGGCUGAGGUUCUCUUUCCAAUGGACAAUAAGGUGGAUCAAAUGGGUGAGCAACUGAAUGAUUUGACGUAUGACAUGGAGAUUCUUCAACCCUUGCUUGAGCAGGGUGCAUCACUUCAACAGACAGUGACCCGUGACCAAACCAGAGAAGCAGCAGUUAUAAAGAAAAAGGUGGAAAAUCUGAUUAGUGCGGUCAACAGUCUAAAUUUUCUAAUUAAAGAACUUACAAAAAGACACAACUUACUUAGAAAUGAAGUACAGAGCCAGGGUGAUGCCUUCAAACAACAGAUCAGUGAACGUGCACUGGAAAUGGAAGAUGGCCUAAAUAAGACGGUGACUAUCAUGAAUAAUGCCAUUGAUUUCAUUCAAGAUAACUAUGUGCUGAAAGAGUCUUUACCUACUAUCAAGUAUAAUCCUGAAGCCCAUCACACAUGCCACCAAAAUAUGGAAACCAUUUUGACAUUUAUUCCCCAAUUCCAACGUUUGAAUGAUUCCAUUCAAAUGUUGGUCAAUGACAAUCACAGAUAUAAUUUUGUCUUACAACUUGCCAAGGCCCUUGCAGAUAUUCCUAAAGAUGAAAAACUGCAUCCAUCCUACUUUCAAAAUAUUUACCAAAUAUUCAAUAAUACCACUUCCCAAUAUCAGGAAAAUAUAAGUCAUUUGGAAGAAACUUUAAUCUCAGCCACUAAAAGUUUUGAAAAUUUUGGAACUCGGCUGCAAGUCAUUGAAUCUAAAGUGAAGCAGACACUCAUACCUUACUAUAUUGCAGUUAAAAAAAGCAUGAACACAAAUGAGAGAGAUCAAGCUCUUCAACUACAGGUAUUAAAUUCCAGAUUUAAGGCCCUGGAAGCAAAAUCCAUCCACCUUUCAAUUAAUUUCUCUUUGAUUAACAAAACUCUUCAUGAACUUCUAACAAUGUGUCAUAAUGAUUCUGCAACUUUAUCUGAACUAAAUGUUACCACACCUAAGUGGAUUAAAGGUUCCAUGCCAGUUAGUCUACAGAAAAGUCUGAUGGAAUUUGUGGAAUCAAUAAUUGAAAUAAAAACUCAAGCUGCCCUAUCUAAUUUCACUCAGUAUAUAGAUCGCUUAUGGUCUGACAGUCUGGCAAACGUUGCUGAAUCUCGGAAGCAAGUGAAAAAGCUGAAGACACUUAAUAUGCUUAAGAAACCAACAGUGAAUCUCACCACCAUUCUGAUAAACCGGACCCAAAGAAACACAGACAACAUUGUAUAUCCUCCUG
Fukomys damarensis (Damara mole-rat) is the source of this 1971-nucleotide messenger RNA. RefSeq names its product multimerin 1 (gene Mmrn1). The annotation marks the transcript as partial. Lineage: Eukaryota; Metazoa; Chordata; Mammalia; Rodentia; Bathyergidae. The record is from RefSeq and is a predicted model, not a curated record. The transcript has a single exon.